Lasiosphaeria miniovina is the source of this 1371-nucleotide messenger RNA. RefSeq names its product UDP-Glycosyltransferase/glycogen phosphorylase. The coding region runs from base 1 to 1371 and encodes 456 amino acids. The record is from RefSeq and is a predicted model, not a curated record. Lineage: Eukaryota; Fungi; Ascomycota; Sordariomycetes; Sordariales; Lasiosphaeriaceae. The transcript has 3 exons.
AUGGCAGCAACAACGACGAUGCGCAUUUUCCUCGUUCAGACAGCACAGGGCCUGACCCCUUCCUCGGGCGGCUACAAGGCAAAUAUCAGUCUGUUGCGCGAACUGCGCAGUUUCGGCCACGCGGCCGCCCAGAUAUGCUAUGGCUUUGAGCACGAAGUCGAGCAUUACGCCGAGCGGGCCGCAGCCAAAGGCAUCGAUCCCGACGUCACCGAGUCCACUGUGCCAUUCGUGGACUUCAGGGGAGCGAAAAACAACCUGCUGGUCAAAACGUUCUUCGAUGAGUACGAGAUUCAGCACUUCGUCAUUUCUCGAAGUCUCUUCAAAAAGGACUAUCCACGGAAGGAGCUGUGGCAGGAAACAAAGGAUUACAUUGAGGUAAAUGACUUACGCUGGCGCGAGGCCAGCGACCUCGUCAAGGCUUUGGUCAACCUUUACACCGCCAGCAUCACCGAGUUCCGCCCUACGCACGUUGUCUUCAACGACGCCAUGACCAUGAAAAUUGCGUCGCUACAUCCCGACCGAGCCAAGUUCAAGCGGGUUGCGGUUGUGCACACGGCGGAGCAGCUCCCUUUCGGACCCUACUGCUCCGGACUCCCUGGCCACUGCAUGUCGGCCGAGAAGGAAGACGUGAUGUUGAGGGACGUGGACGGGAUUUGGGUGGUCUCCCGCGCCAUUCACGACUACGCUAUCAAAUACGGCAAUCUGGAGACAAAGUUCCUGAACCACAGCACCAUGACUUAUCUCGACUCAAAAACCGGGGGGAUACCAGAACGCCGAAGAAACGAGAACAAAGAAGAAGUGGGUAUGAUUAAUCCCUGCCCGUGUAAAGGGCUCUCCAUCCUCGUUGCUCUGGCCAAGAGGCUCCCCCACGUCAACUUUGUCACUUGGGCGAGCUGGGGCUCCAAGCCCGAGCACAAGGAACUGCUCCAGUCUCUGCCGAACGUGAAAAUCGAGGACACGACAAGCGACACGGAUAAAAUUUGGGACAGGAUCAAGAUCCUACUCGCGCCUUCGGUCUGGUAUGAAGCGUGGGGAAUUGUCGUGACGGAAGCACAGCUGCGCGGCAUUCCUGUCAUCGCUUCUGAGGCUGGAGGGCUCCGCGAGGCGAAGCUUGGCCUUGACUACUGCAUCCCCGUGAAUCUCCUCACGGGCGAGAAGGACGCCAAUGGCGAAUACAUCAUCCCCGACCAAGACAUUACGCCGUGGGAAUCGGCCAUUGUGGAGCUGAUGACAGACAAGACCAAGUAUAGAGACCUGUCCAGCAACACAUGGCGUACGGCAUCUAAGUGGUUUAGCGGUCUGGACACUCGAGCUCAGGAGAAGUGGUUUCUCGACAUGAUGGAGGCCAACGACCCCAAGAGUGAGGUAUGA